Messenger RNA from Lytechinus pictus (painted urchin), 1980 nucleotides. Its product is annotated as protein YIPF1-like. The record is from RefSeq and is a predicted model, not a curated record. Gene Ontology annotation, molecular function: small GTPase binding. NCBI's taxonomy places the organism in Eukaryota, Metazoa, Echinodermata, Echinoidea, Temnopleuroida, Toxopneustidae. Bases 177 to 1094 code for a protein of 305 amino acids. Gene Ontology annotation, biological process: vesicle-mediated transport. Gene Ontology annotation, cellular component: membrane; Golgi apparatus. The transcript is spliced from 8 exons.
GACUACGCAAGACUAGUCCUUGCCUUGACGUGGAACAGCUGCCUUCUCUAAAAAAAGAAAGGUGUUUGGAAGAUUUUUGUCGAUAUUUCGUCUUCUCUAUACAUCAGAGUAGUUACUCUGAUAUAAGCCUAAGCAGCUACCAAGUGAACUAGAUUUUUAAUAAGAUUACAGGGGAAAUGGCAGAAACUACUGGAUUGAUAGUUGAUGUUGAUAAGGAUGAUGAACAGACAGAUUUGAAUUUUCAAGACUUUGGAGAUGCCUCUCUUCUUCAAGACUUGAAUGAUACUCCAACCAAACCUGCUCAAGUUCAUACUGCCUUCCAUGAUGAUGAUCCCCUAGAUGAUGAUGAGGGUGAUACUGAGCUGUUAUCUGGACAGAAGAAGCAGCCGUCACUGUGGACCUUUGAGUACUAUCAGCAGUUCUUUGACGUGGAUACCUCCCAGGUGGGCCGUCGUCUCCUCGGCUCCUUCAUCCCAAACCCUACCAAGAGCUUCCUAGAUUCCCACAUCAGACCUUCUCCUGAUCUCUAUGGUCCCAUAUGGGUAUGUAUUACCCUUGUUUUCACCAUCGCUAUCAGUGGGGACAUGGCCGAUUACAUUGUUAAUAUGCAUUCAUCAACCUACAUAUGGCAUGCACACUUCUCAAAUGUUACAAUAGCAGCAGUAGUCAUUUUUGCCUAUGCCUGGAUUAUCCCAUCUUGCCUGUAUGGAUUCUUACACCACAGAGGAAACCUAGGCGGCUAUACUUUCUUGGAAUUGGUCUGUCUAUACGGUUAUUCGCUCACUAUUUACAUUCCUAUUUCGUUGCUGUGGAUGAUUCAUGUAGAAUGGCUCAGGUGGGUCUUGGUCCUAGUUGGUCUGGUUCUCUCUAGUGCGGUCCUAAUCUUGGCCCUGUGGCCGUCGGUCAAGAGUGAUGAUAAGAAGUUUGCUGCCAUUGCUCUCUUCCUCGUAUUUGCUUUUCACGCUGGUCUCGCUAUUGGUUUCAAGAUGUAUUUUUUCCAUGUCGGACACACCGUAGAUACCACGGCGCCCCCAGUCACAACCAAGACAAUGGUUCACAACCUAACAACAGGACACAACAAGCCACCCACAUAAACUGUGCAAUCACAUCAUAUCAAAAUAAGAGUCAAUUAUUUAUAUUUCUUAUAUUUUUUCCCAUAAUGUGGGAAUUAAAGUGAUACAGAGGGUAAUCAGUAUUUCCUUCGACCGUCAAAAUUAAAAAUUGAUUUGGUAUAGCAGGAAUCCUAUUUCAAGGUGUAUCAAGUUGAAAAUAAACAGUGUGAGAAUAAGGAGCUGUAUUAUUGCCUUGUUUAGGCAAGGAAUAUCCUUGCAUUCUGAAUUCCACUUUAUCAAUCAUUAUUUAUGAUCUAUUUUUUGUCAUAUCUUAAUCAAUUCUUUGUCGCUUUUGUAUUGGCAGCAUCUCACGGUAGUUGCCCCUACAGAGUAUGUAUCCCUUCAAUUCUUUGCCCGUCACGGACAUAAUCCCUCGUCUUUAAUAUUCUUAAAUCACAAUUUUUUUUGCAGCAUCUCAUUUUGUCAUUCCACAUUUGUAGUCCAGAGGCGGUGGAACGUCAGGCUCAUACAAUGACAGUGGAGGGGCACGUAUUGUUUGGCAGACAAAAGGUGCCCCUCCACUUUCUUUUUUCCGAGCCUGAUGUUCCGCCGUCUCUGUUGUAGUCUCUUUAAUUUGUAAGCUUUCAUCAUUUGAACUUGAAGAAAUAUUAUCUUGAAUGCAACAGCAAUUUGUAUAUUUGGGAGUAAAUGAUAAGUAAUUGAAAUGAAAUGUUUAUUACAUGACUGCCAUAAAAAUUAUCUAUUACUUCUCUGCUAUAUACAUGUAUGUAUAUGAGUGUUUAAUGUUUUAUUGUCCAUUUGAAUGAUGCUGCAAUUGACAAUUUUCCUAUAAUUUGAAAAAUGAUAUACAGAUCAUAUAAAAUUGAAUCCACGGUAAUUAAUAGGUUUAUCAAGAAAUUAAAAUGAA